Messenger RNA from Aspergillus novofumigatus IBT 16806, 888 nucleotides. RefSeq lists its product as uncharacterized. The coding region runs from base 1 to 888 and encodes 295 amino acids. The transcript has 3 exons. The record is from RefSeq and is a predicted model, not a curated record. NCBI's taxonomy places the organism in Eukaryota, Fungi, Ascomycota, Eurotiomycetes, Eurotiales, Aspergillaceae.
AUGGAGUAUGCCAGGACUCAGCUCUCCUGGCCCCAGAGUCAAGCGAGACAGGCCGCUAACGAUCGUGGCGCGGAAGCAGAGGCAAAGGCCAAGCAGCAGCGCAGGAAGGUCCAGAACCGGAAGAACAAAAGAGCACACCGACUGCGGCUCAAGGGCAGAGACGCGAGGAAUGUUCAGGAGUCGCGCUCAUUCCAGAUCAGGCGCUGGCGCCUUGACGAAUCCGACCAUUUUCCCUCCCAAGAAACUUCGUUAGCAUCAGAGCGCGCAACAACCACGUCCUUCUUCCUUCGAUCGCCUCACACGUACCCUCACAUGUACACAAGCACAUCGCCCUCCACAGCCAAGCGUACAGUCGUCCUCCGAGAAUCGCCAUCCACUGCCAACCACCCGGCCCCGGACAUCCCUCCCUCCCUCGUCCCGACCACCCUCCAACAAACUCGCUACCACUCUACCUGGAUUAACGUCAUCCCCUUCCCCCGCGUCCGUGAUAACCUUAUUAGAUACGAAGGCUGCUUCGACCCCUGGGAGCUGAUGCAGGACCUCGUCGGUGAUCUACUGAACUCGACACCGGCCCCGCGACGAGGAGGCGCGCCCGUUUCCACUAACAUACCUGAGACUCAACGGCCCCUGACCCUUUCAUCCGGAAGUGAUCCGGAUGAAGUGACCGCCGGGCGUAAGGGACUCAUUGUCUGGGGCGAACCGCACGAGAUGAAGAGCUGGGAGGCCACGCCCGGUUUUCUGGUGAAAUGGGCAUGGGUUGCGGAGGGCUGCGAUGAGUUGGUGGAAAUAAGCAACCACUGGAGGAUGAAAAGGGGGGAGGAGCCUAUACGACUCGCGAUGUCGAGGAGCUAUCCGCCACCACUGCUCUCGCACGCAGCGUCAAAUUGA